Messenger RNA from Phytomonas sp. EM1, 291 nucleotides. NCBI's taxonomy places the organism in Eukaryota, Euglenozoa, Kinetoplastea, Trypanosomatida, Trypanosomatidae. The record is from the annotation of a GenBank genome assembly.
AUGGCGGCGGCGUUUCCCCCUCGUGAGGCCUCCCUUGCGGGGGAAACGCAUUCCGCCGGCGGCGAGCCCUCUCGCGCGCGCUCCGAUGCCGCCCGUUUGCCCCCCCUCCGCGGUUUCCUCGACGACGACGUGGGCGAAGGAGGGGGGCAUCCUGACAGUUUGCGAAAGGAGCGGCUUCGUCGGGCGAUGCGAUGCAUGAAUUUUAUCUGUCGGUAUCUCCAUCUGAUGCGGGAAAGCGAGGCGGAGCUACGUGGGAUCAUGCUUGCCAUGAUGGAUGAUGGGCAGAUCUAA